This is a messenger RNA of Nycticebus coucang (slow loris), 1552 nucleotides long. Its product is annotated as putative heat shock protein HSP 90-beta 2. Gene Ontology annotation, molecular function: ATP hydrolysis activity; ATP-dependent protein folding chaperone; disordered domain specific binding. The record is from RefSeq and is a predicted model, not a curated record. The transcript has 3 exons. Gene Ontology annotation, biological process: protein stabilization; cellular response to heat; protein folding. Gene Ontology annotation, cellular component: cytosol; protein-containing complex; plasma membrane. Lineage: Eukaryota; Metazoa; Chordata; Mammalia; Primates; Lorisidae.
AUGCCUGAAGAAUUGAACCAUGGAGAGGAGGAGGUGGAGACUUUUGCCUUUCAGGCAGAAAUUGCCCAGCUUAUGUCACUCAUCAUCAAUACUUUCUAUUCCAACAAGGAAAUCUUCCUUCGAGAGUUGAUCUCUAAUGCUUCUGAUGCCUUGGACAAGAUUCAUUAUGAGAGCCUGACAGAUCCUUCCAAGUUAGACAGUGGUAAAAAGUUAAAAAUUGACAUCAUCCCUAACCCUCAGGAAUGAACUCUGACCUUGGUGUACACAGGCAUUGGUAUAACCAAGGCUGAUCUCAUAAAUAAUUUGGGAACCAUUGCACUAAAGCAAGACCAGACAGAGUAUUUGGAAGAGAGGCGGGUGAAAGAAGUAGUGAAGAAGCACUCCCAGUUCAUAGGCUAUCCCAUCACACUUUAUUUGGAGAAGGAACCAGAGAUGGAAAUCAGCAAUGAUGAGGCAGAAGAAGAGAAAGGUGAGAAAGAAGAAGAUAAAGAUGAUGAAGAGAAACCCAAGAUCGAAGAUGUGGGCUCAGAUGAGGAGGAUAACAGCAGUAAGGAUAAGAAAAAGAAAACCAAGAAGAUUAAGGAAAAAUACAUUGAUCGGGAAGAAUUAAACAAAACCAAGCCCAUUUGGACCAGAAACCCUGAUGACAUCACCCAGGAGGAAUAUGGAGAAUUCUACAAGAGCCUCACCAAUGACUGGGAAGACCACUUGGCAGUCAAGCACUUUUCUGUAGAAGAGUAUGUCUCUCGCAUGAAGGAAACACAGAAGUCCAUCUAUUACAUCACUGGUGAGAGCAAAGAGCAGGUGGUCAACUCUGCAUUUGUGAAGCAAGUGUGGAAGUGGGGCUUUCAGGUGAUAUAUAUGACUGAGCCCAUUGAUAAGUACUGCAUGCAGCAGCUCAAGGAGUUUGAUGGGAAGACCCUGGUCUCAGUUACCAAGGAGAGCCUGGAGCUACCCGAGGAUGAGAAAGAGAAGAAGAAAAUGGAAGAGAGCAAGGCAAAGUUUGAGAACCUCUGCAAGCUUAUGAAAGAAAUCUUGGAUAAGAAAGUCGAGAAGGUGACGAUCUCCAAUAAGCUUGUGUCUUCACCCUGCUGCAUCGUGACCAGUACCUACGGCUGGACAGCCAACAUGGAGCAGAUCAUGAAAGCCCAGACACUUCGGGACAACUCCACAAAGGGCUAUAUGAUGGCAAAAAAACACCUGGAGAUAAACCCUGACCACCCCAUUGUGGAGAUGCUGUGGCAGAAGGCUAAGGUGGACAAAAAUGACAAGGCUGUCAAGGACCUGGUGGUGCUGCUGUUUGAAACUGCACUGCUCUCCUCUGGCUUCUCCCUUGAGGAUCCCCAGACCCACUCCAACCGCAUCUAUCGCAUGAUCAAGCUAGGCCUAGGCAUUGAUGAAGAUGAAGUGACAGCAGAGGAACCCAGUACUGCUGUUCCUGAUGAAAUCCCACCCCUUGAAGGUGAUGAGGACGCAUCUCGCAUGGAAGAAGUAGAUUAGGAGUUUAUACUUAGAAACCUUUUGCCCUCUGUAUGGUGUUACCCAUGGUUCC